This is a messenger RNA of Puccinia triticina, 189 nucleotides long. RefSeq lists its product as uncharacterized. The coding region runs from base 1 to 189 and encodes 62 amino acids. The transcript has a single exon. NCBI's taxonomy places the organism in Eukaryota, Fungi, Basidiomycota, Pucciniomycetes, Pucciniales, Pucciniaceae. The record is from RefSeq and is a predicted model, not a curated record.
AUGAGAGAGACGCUUAAACUCAUGCUGCGCCACCAGGCAACCAAGAAUCAGACCAACAUGGGCGAAGGCUACAGACCUUGUCAGGACCUCAGGCGCCAGCUCGCCGCUCCUACCAAGAUCCUUUUGGACACUGUGGCGAGCUUCUCAAGCUCGAUCUCCGACCCUGCGGGCACUUCUAGCACGGAAUAG